AUGAGCUCUCCUCUUAUUCUUGUCCCACUGAUUUUCCUUACUAUCAGUUUCUACUUGUUUUUCGAUCUAGAAUCUAAGAAUGAAUCAAUUAUCGAUUUUUCAAAACUGGAGUGUCAGAAGAUGUUCGAUGGGGAUCGGGAGGCAUUGGCAAGAGGGACGCAGUUCAAAUUUAAUGAUUCGAGAAUUCUGGAAAUUCUAGAGAAUUCGAAAAAUGAGAAAUGUGAAAAAUUUCAAGAAAUCUUUGGAUUCUUCUUGGAGCCGAAAUCUCAAGAAGAGGCGGAUUUUUCAUUGGCUUAUGGGAUGUUGGUACAUGAGAAUUUUGUUCAGCUCUCCCUGCUUCUUUCGGCUAUCUAUCAACCUCAGAAUCAAUUUUGCUUGGCAAUCGACGGAAAUUCCACAAGAGAAUUUAUAGAAUCAAUUAAGUUACUGUCUACUUGUUAUCCAAAUAUUCAUUAUUUUGUUACUGAUGAAAUCCGAUGGUGUGGUUAUGAGAUUCUAACUUCUGUCUUUAAAUGCGUCGAUUUUUUGGCAAAACUUCCGAGCAACUGGAGAUAUUUUCAGUAUCUCUCCGGAGUUGAUGCGCCUUUAAAGUCAAAUUUGGAGACUGUAAAAAUUCUGAAAGCUCUAAAUGGAUCAUUUAACGCCGAAAUCAGUCCAUUUGAAUAUUAUCGAUUAAAUCGGAAGCUGCCCCGAAACUCUCCUCUUCCUCUAUUCAAGACCUCCCUAUCAGCAACAUUUUCCAGGGAAUCUGCGAAUUUUAUGAUUUCCAAUACGAAAGUUCUAGAACAAAUCGAAUUCCUGCGAGGCACCACUUGUGCCGACGAAUCGCUAUGGGCUACGGUAGCUGGGAAUCCAAAAAAACUCGCCAUGCCCGGUGGAUUUGACGCCAGGAAAUGGCUCAGAAAAUCAAGCCACUUCAAAAAAAGGGGUAAUCAAUCAAUCGAUAAUUCUUAUUAUGUCUCCAGAUAUCAACAAUAUGUGAACAUGCCGCCCGCAAAGUGUCAAGAGCUCUAG
This is a messenger RNA of Caenorhabditis briggsae, 1014 nucleotides long. RefSeq names its product Protein CBR-GLY-15 (gene Cbr-gly-15). The record is from RefSeq and is a predicted model, not a curated record. Lineage: Eukaryota; Metazoa; Nematoda; Chromadorea; Rhabditida; Rhabditidae. The transcript is spliced from 8 exons. Gene Ontology annotation, cellular component: membrane. Bases 1 to 1014 code for a protein of 337 amino acids. Gene Ontology annotation, molecular function: glycosyltransferase activity.